AUUUCAUGGCCAGGUCGACCAGACUCCUUGAGUGUAUCCCGUGUGUUUGAGCCAUUCCCUUUCAUUCCUUGUUUGAAACCGAAAUUGGGAAAGUUCAGCUGUGCUCAGCCUAGUGAAGUCUAAUGAUGGAAUCAGUCCACUCUACUAUAAACGGUAAAUCAGCUAGGUGAUCCCAUUCUGAACCUUCCAAUUAGGGAAUAUAAGCUGAAAAAUAAAAAUAAUGAGAAUAGCUUGCUUGCUUUCCCCGUGCAUUCUUACUUAGAAUCUUCUCUAUUUUUAAUUUUUGAGGAAUUUUAUAUUAUUUUGAAGUUAAUUAUUAUUCUUGAAGAGAAUUUUUGCAUAGAUAAGCUACCUCCUCUUUUCCUUUUGGAACUAGAGCAUAACUUGCUUGGAAACUGCAGCUUAAACUCAUGCCCUGUAGUCUAGUGACAUACCUAAUUAUGGGUUUAAAUUAUAGCCAUACUUGUGACUAAAAAUAAAAGAUAAUUCCUUAUUUCAUAUAAAAGACCUGUAAAACACAAGUUUUAAAACUUAGUAUAUAGAUUAUUCCCUUUUCUAUUUCUAAUGUGAAAAUGUCUUAUUCUAUUUUCUGGUACACAGAAAUUGCUUUAAGGAUAGCAAUCAACUGAAAACAAAUGUCUGUGAGAAUGGUGUGUAUGAGAUGUUUAUCCAGAGGUAUGUCCUUGUGAAAAUACCAUGAGGACAGGUGUGGUAUCAAGCCUGUAUCAGCUACUUGGAAAACAUAGCUGACAGCCCAGGGAGUGUGGGCACCACUUCCAGCAGCUGCCACUGAGUAACAAGCAAGGUUCAGAGAUGUCGGAGAUCCUUCGGGAGUUGCUGUGUGUCUCUGAGAAAGCUGCCAACAUCGCCCGGGCUUGCAGGCAGCAGGAAGCGCUCUUCCAGCUACUCAUCGAGGAAAAGAAAGAUGGAGAAAAGAACAAGAAGUUUACAGUUGACUUCAAGACCCUGGCUGAUGUACUGGUACAGGAAGUUAUAAAACAGAAUAUGGAGAGCAAGUUUCCAGGCUUGGGGAAAAACAUUUUUGGAGAAGAAUCCAAUGAGUUUACUAAUGAUAUGGGGGAAACAAUAACUGUGGAACUUUGCUCAACAGAGGAGGAAACAGCAGCGCUUCUUUGCAAAGUCCUUAAUGGCAACAAGUUGGCAUCUGAAGCACUAGCCAAGGUUGUUCAUCAGGAUGUUGCCUUUACAGACCCAACUCUAGAUUCCAUAGACAUCAACAUUCCACAGGACAUUUUGGGAAUUUGGGUAGAUCCCAUAGAUUCAACUUAUCAGUAUAUUAAAGGUGCUGCUGAUAUUAAAUCCAACCAAGGAAUUUUUCCCAGUGGGCUUCAGUGUGUUACCAUUUUAAUUGGUGCCUAUGACAUGCGAACAGGGGUGCCACUCCUGGGAGUCAUCAAUCAACCCUUUGUGUCACAAGACCCAAAUACUCACAGCUGGAAAGGACAGUGCUACUGGGGCCUUUCUUACCUGGGGACCAACAUCCAUUCCCUUCCGCUCACCAUCUCGAAGAGAAAUGGCACAGAAGCGCGGAUGGCAAAGGCUGGCUCUGAGGCAGAGUCUGCCCAGCCCUUCUCAGCAGUCAUUAGUACCAGUGAGAAGGAGACCAUCAAAGCCGCACUGGCCCGUGUCUGCGGAGACAGCAUAUUCCGGGCCGCGGGGGCUGGCUACAAGAGCCUCUGUGUUGUCCAAGGCCUUGUUGACAUUUACAUCUUUUCAGAGGACACAACCUUCAAGUGGGACUCUUGUGCAGCUCAUGCCAUCCUGAGGGCCAUGGGUGGGGGGAUAGUAGACAUGAAAGAAUGCCUGAAGAGAAAUCCAGAAAGGGGGCUGGAGUUGCCACAGUUGCUGUACCAUGCGGAGAAUGAAGGUGCUGUUGGGGUAGAUCGCUGGGCCAACAAGGGAGGACUCAUCGCAUACCGAUCCAGGAAGCAGCUGGAGAGGUUCCUGAGCCUCCUGAUCCAAAACCUUAGGCUUGUGGAGACACAGACUUAGAAAGGUUGUAACUUCAAUGUACAGUGCAACCCAGACUCAACCUGUAUCCCAUUAUCUCUAUCAUUUGAAGAUAGUCUUGUCCUCUUGAUGGCUGGCAUUCUUAUUCCUCUUUUGAGGAGCAUUUUUCAUUAUGUGUAAAUGAUGUUAAUUUUGGCUCGUUAAUGACAUUCAUACAGCAGUUAAAUUGAUAUGAUAUUCUUAUAGUGAGUAUUGAGUUGUUAAUGUUGCUUGAAACACGUCAAUAAAGUCUUGGAUGAGGGGGAAAAAGUGCUGGUUGAUUAGAACUACUUUGAACAUCUAUGGUGAGAGCAUUGCCCUGGAAAUGUCUGAGAUAUUAGAAUUCAAGAGGCAUUCUCUUGAAUUUUGUUUCCUGUUUUAAAAAGAAAAUCUUCACUUUUAGCCCAGAGCAUCACAUUUUUAAUUUGCAUAAUGUUACCAAGUUCAUGUAAUUUUGAGAAUAUUCUGGGGUUAUUUCCUUUCUUCAGUAAAGCCUGGAUCUCUAUGGGUUCCCUUCUAAAUUCAGAGGCAGGAAGGGAGUUAGAGAUACAGGAGAUGUGGAAGGAAGGGAUGGGGAGGGAAAGAAUAUAUAUGUGCAAAUGCUCAUAAAACACACACUUGAUUCCUGGAGGUAAAGCAGAAAGGGAUGGAAUAAUGGUUUGUAAUUUUAUGUACUUCACCAGAAAAAUCAGAGUUAGGCUCUCUCCAUAUAUACACACACAUACACACACAAUCCUUGUGUGUAAUAUUCCAGACUGAAUGUUCUCUGACUUACAACACAGAUCAUGAAUACCUUUAAUAUUAAGUAACUCCUCUAGUUCUUUCUGACAUGCGCCCUCUAGGGGCCCAUGGACGUUUCUACAACACCCUCUAUUCAAUUACAAAUGAAAGCAUUUUUCUUCUAGUCUUCAUAACUGAACAGACAAAUAAGAUUUGUAUUUGUUACUCAACAUUGAUACUUUGAAUUAUGUAUGCAUUUUGGAAUGACAAGCAAACAUGCAUUAUUCUAGCAUAUAUUUUGUGGUAAGAAUACUUACAAUGUCUACAUUUUCAAGUACUCUAUUUAUUGUUGGCAGGUUGUAAUAGAUAUCCUAAAUAUAUUAUGUCUAGUUGAAAUCUUGUAAGCUUUUGACUAUCUCCCCUAACCCAAAAGUAUCUCUCUCCACCCAGUGGGGGUUCCCAUAGAACACUAUUCUACUCUCAUUCAGAGUGUGACUUAAGAAUCCACAAAUAUAUGAGAUCAUGGAGUUUUCCAUUCUUGGUUUAUUUCACUUAACACAAUGUCCUCCAGGCUCAUCCAUGAGUCACAAAUGACAGAGCUUCAUUUUUGUUUACAGCUGGACAGAGUUCCUUUGUGUACAUAUCACAUUUUCAUCAGUUCAUUAGGUCAAUUCCUUAUCUUUACUGUGAAUGAUACUGCAAUCAACAGAGGAAUGACAUAUCUCUGACACAGAAGAAAUUACAUUUCCUAAAUCAACACUUCUUAGCAUUUUGUGACAUGCAGAAGUUUCAAUGACUUCUUUAGUGACAGCUUUAGAAAGUGCAUAUUGAGCUCUGUGCUUGUAUAUUUUGGUCACUGGCAAUCUUAAUUUAAAGAUUAAUGUGAAGACCCAGUUCACUCUUUACAAAGCACAUUGGAAAUGAAAGCUCAGGGCCCCCACUGCUGCAUGCAGUGGAACA
Molecule: messenger RNA, 3690 nt
Organism: Perognathus longimembris pacificus (Pacific pocket mouse)
Lineage: Eukaryota; Metazoa; Chordata; Mammalia; Rodentia; Heteromyidae
Gene: Inpp1
Product: inositol polyphosphate-1-phosphatase
Exons: 6
Coding region: 814-2013 (399 amino acids)
Biological process (GO): phosphatidylinositol phosphate biosynthetic process
Molecular function (GO): inositol-1,4-bisphosphate 1-phosphatase activity
Source: RefSeq, a predicted model, not a curated record